Molecule: messenger RNA, 3514 nt
Organism: Python bivittatus (Burmese python)
Lineage: Eukaryota; Metazoa; Chordata; Lepidosauria; Squamata; Pythonidae
Source: RefSeq, a predicted model, not a curated record
UGAACAAAAACUGGCGAUUCUUGCUUGCUGGAAGGAAAUGGAAAAAAGAAAAGAUAUUUGGAGCUACAAAGAAGGAAUCCUACAAUGCCUUAUAAUGAUGAAUUCUUGGAAGAUUAUUUCUGGUCAGCUCCAUUAUUCCAUUCCAGAGGAGGUACACAAAGGUUCUUUUGUUGGAAAUGUUGUGAAGGACCUGGGAAUAGAUGGGAAGCAGCCUUUUGACCAUGGACUACGGAUUAUUCCUAAUUCAGGUACAAUUCAGUACUUUGAACUUAAUUCCAACAGUGGCCAUUUACAAACCUGUGAAAGAAUAGAUAGAGAAGAGAUCUGUGGAAGAGGAGAGAAAUGCAUCUUAAAAUUUCAAAUCCUUGCUGAGAGCAAGUUAAAGCUUUAUGUCACUGAAAUAGAAAUUAUGGAUAUAAAUGAUAAUGCUCCUUCCUUUCUGUCAAUAGGGUGGGAACUGAAAAUCAGUGAAACAUCUAUUCCUGGUUCCCAGUUCUUUCUACCAGAAGCUCAAGAUCCAGAUCUGGGGACAAAUUCUAUACAACGUUAUCAACUCACAGCCAGUAACCACUUUUCUCUGGAAGUGCAAAGCAGCCAUAAUGGUGUCAAAUCUGCUAAAUUGGUGUUGGAAAGAUCACUGGACAGGGAAGAACAGUCAGUGUAUGAUCUGAUCCUUACAGCUGUCGAUGGGGGUGAACCUAUCAAGUCUGGCACACUGCAAAUUCACAUCUUUGUUCUAGAUGCAAACGAUAAUGUACCUGUUUUCAGCCAAUCAGUCUAUGAAAUAAAUGUCAAGGAGAACAUGCCCAAAGGGUCCACAAUUGCUACAGUAACAGCCAUUGAUUUGGAUGAAGGAAUCAAUGGAGAAAUAAAAUACUCUUUUCAAAAAAUCACAAAAAAAGACUCCCAAAAAUUUAUGUUAAAUUCGACAUCAGGGGAAAUUAUCCUUGUGGGGAGCCUUGAUUUUGAAACAUCGUCAUCAUAUGAAUUCGAAGUGCAAGCCAUGGAUGGGGGUGGGCUGAGUGACAGAUCAAAGGUUGUGAUUUUGGUUACAGACUUAAAUGAUAAUGCCCCUGAUUUAGCCAUAGCCUUUGUGAUCAACUCUGUGCCUGAGAACUCUCCAGCUGGAACUGUCAUUGCCAUUUUAAAUGCCCGAGACAGAGAUUCAGGAGAUAACGGAGAGGUUGAAUGCUCAAUCCCCAGCAACCUUCCUUUUCGGCUCAAGAAAACAAUGGAUAGUUUCUACAGUUUAGAGACAGACAGAGCCCUUGACAGGGAACAGUUGCCAACUUACACUAUCACUGUUACAGCAGUGGAUGGCGGGACACCACCACUCUCUACAUCUGUGGUUAUUUCGCUCCAGGUGUUCGACACAAAUGACAACCCUCCACAAUUUGUAGAAUCAAAAUAUACCUCCUACCUUCUAGAAAAUAAUCCAAAAGGAGCCUCAGCCUUUUCCCUCAAAGCAAGUGAUCCAGACUGGGAAGAAAAUGCCAGAAUAACUUACUCCUUUGAAGCAGUGUGUGCAAACCCUAUGGACAUAUUUUAUAUAACAGUAGAGAUCCAGGAUAUUAAUGAUAAUGCACCACAUUUCUUAAAUGGUGAUAUCAAGCUAGAGAUAAGUGAAUCCACUUUACCAGGAGCCACAUUUCUUCUUGGACAAGCAGAAGAUCCUGAUAUUGGGACAAAUUCGCUUCAGGAUUAUCAUCUAAGCAUUAAUCAGUACUUCAUUUUAGCAAUUAGCAAUCAAGAUACUGUAAAGAAGUAUGCAGAAUUAAUACUGGAGAAACAGUUGGAUCGUGAAAGUGAAAGUACUAUUAGUUUAACUCUUAUGGCUCUUGAUGGAGGAAACCCUCCAAGAACUGGAACAGCCAAAAUACGGAUCAGGGUCAUGGAUGCUAAUGACAACCCCCCUGUCUUCAGUCAAAAAGUGUACAAAAUCAGUCUCAAAGAGAGUGUAUCAAAGGGAUCUACCGUAAUACAAGUGAAAGCUGUGGACAGAGAUGAUGGUUCCAAUGGCCAGAUCAACUAUAGCUUUAGCAAUAUUGCUGAUAAUGUUUAUCAGAAAUUUGACUUAGAUCCAUAUGAUGGAAUUAUAAUAGUAAAGGAAGAGCUAGACUUUGAGGAAACAGACAAAUAUGCUAUGGUGGUAGAAGCAAGAGAUGGAGGUGGUUUAGUAGCUCAUUGUAAUGUUGAAAUAAAUCUGGUAGAUGCAAAUGACAAUACCCCAGAAGUGAUUAUUGCCUCCUCAUCCAGAGAAAUUCCUGAAAAUUCUGAAUUAGGAACAUUGGUAGCCCUUAUCAAUAUAAAUGAUAAAGAUUCGGGGGAUAAUGGGGAGGUUAACUGCCAGUUACAAAACACUUCCCCAUUCAAAAUAGUAUCAGCCUCUAAUAACUAUUAUAAGCUGCUUACAGAUGGUCCCCUAGACAGAGAAAGCAUACCAGCAUACAAUCUUACAAACACAGCCACAGACAAAGGUUCACCCCCUCUUUCUACACUGAAAACCAUCUCACUAGAGAUUUCAGAUAUCAACGAUAAUGCCCCUGCCUUUGAGAAAUCCUCUUACACUGUUUAUGUGCCAGAGAACAAUCCUGCUAGCUCCUCCAUCUUUAGCAUCAAAGCUGUAGAUCCCGAUCUUGGCCACAAUGCUAGGAUCACGUACUCCAUCCUCACUAGCAAAAUAGAGGAACUACCUCUCCCGUCUUACCUCUCCGUUAACUCAGAAACGGGCACACUCUAUUCUCAGCGGUCUUUUGACUAUGAGCAACUCAGAGAGUUUCAGGUACAGGUGAAGGCUGAAGAUGGAGGCUCCCCACCUCUCAGCAGCAAUGCCACACUGAAGGUCUUCAUCCUGGACCAAAAUGACCAAAGUCCUCAAAUUCUGUAUCCUUCUCAAGGAGCAGAGGGCUCAGCCUCCUUUGAGAUGGUGCCUCGCUCAGCAGAGGUGGGCUAUCUGGUUACGAAAGUGGUGGCUGUGGACGCCGACUCUGGGCACAAUGCGUGGCUCUCCUAUCAUCUACUGCAAGCCACUGAGCCAGGGCUCUUCACAAUUGCUGCCCACACUGGUGAAAUCAGGACAUUGCGGACGUUUUUGGAAAGAGAUGCUCUGAAGCAGAAGCUAGUGGUCUUAGUAAAGGAUAACGGGCAGCCCCCACUCUCUGCUACAGUCAGUCUCAAUCUGGUUUUUGCUGAAAACUUCCAAGAGGCACUUCCAGAAAUAAGUAACCAAACCACUGAUUCACCACCAAAUUAUGAGGAAGGGACAAUUCCAUAUUCCUAUCAGCUCUGCUUAUCAUCCGAGUCCAAGAUACAUGAAUUCACUUUUCCAGCACCCAAAAUUCAAGCUGCAGAAUAUAUUUCAUGCAACCAAAAGUCUGAUGUGCUUUUGGCAAGCAAUGAAAAUAAUAUCCUAAAUUCUGAGAUGGAUAGAAUCAAUCUGGGUGUCGGUGUUAGCCAACGUGGGCGCCAAGGAGAAUGGAGCAGAGCUACUGUACAGAUGCUUCCCAAAGAAUGA